Molecule: messenger RNA, 1164 nt
Organism: Cucumis sativus (cucumber)
Lineage: Eukaryota; Viridiplantae; Streptophyta; Magnoliopsida; Cucurbitales; Cucurbitaceae
Product: probable phospholipid hydroperoxide glutathione peroxidase
Exons: 6
Coding region: 202-927 (241 amino acids)
Biological process (GO): response to oxidative stress
Molecular function (GO): glutathione peroxidase activity
Source: RefSeq, a predicted model, not a curated record
AAUCUACACAAUACCACGUGUAACCACAUCUUCCACAUCUAAACCAUUGUUUUGUUAUGAACUUAGAGAAAUGUGCCAUUCACAUAGUUAGUCGCAAUCUGUUAUUUAUUCUUCAUCAUCUCCAUAAACGCUCUGUAAAAUCUAUCACACACCAACUUCCCAUCCUCCAAUUCUCAAUCACACUUCAUUCAAGGAGAUUCCAUGUCUUUAUCCGCUACUUUCCCAGCUCCAAUCUAUGUCUGCUCGAAAACCUCAACACGUUUCUGCUAUUCCUUUGCUUCAUGGCCUUCCAUGGCCGCUAACUUGAUUCCUUCACUCAAAUCCUCGCUUGCAGCUUCCAAAUCGCCUUUUCUGCGCCAUAAUUUGACUAUGCAGUCCUCAAUUUCUCGUGGGGUGUUUUCGAAAGCUCGAUUUUCUGGUGUUUCUGCUAGAGCUGCUACGGAGAAGAGUAUUUACGAUUUCACUGUUAAGGAUAUUGAUGGCAAAGGUGUUUCACUGAACAAGUUCAAAGGGAAGGUUCUUCUGAUAGUAAACGUUGCAUCUAGAUGUGGCUUGACUACUGCAAACUACUCAGAACUGUCACACUUGUAUGAGAAAUACAAAGCUCAAGGGCUAGAGGUUUUGGCUUUUCCUUGCAACCAAUUUGGGGGCCAAGAACCUGGGUCCAAUCCAGAAAUCAAGCAGUUUGCCUGCUCAAGGUUCAAGGCCGAGUUCCCAAUUUUUGACAAGGUUGAUGUCAAUGGUCCAAAUACUGCCCCAGUAUAUCAGUUUCUUAAAUCAAGUGCUGGAGGGUUUUUAGGUGAUCUUAUCAAAUGGAACUUUGAGAAAUUUUUGGUGGACAAAAAUGGUAAAGUUGUUGAGAGAUACCCACCAACAACAUCGCCUUUUCAAAUUGAGAAGGAUAUCCAAAAGCUUGUUGCUGCCUAAAACGUGGAGCUGAUGGGGAAAAAUUUGUAGCAGUUAAAUAUUAGAGGUAGAAAAAGAAAAGAAAAGAAAAGAAAAUGAACAGAAGAUGUACAUACGUUUACCGUCAUAGAGGCUUGUCCAAAUUGUAUUGGUACGGUGUAUGAGUGAAACUUGUAUUUACUUCAUCUCUUUUCAUGUUUUUAUAACAAUAUCAUAAUAGUAUUGGUAUAUGACGCAAUUUGAGAAUUACUUGUUAUU